AUGUCGGCAAAGAUUCAGAAAGUCCUUGCCCGCCAGAAAUCAAAGUGAGCAGCCACGCAGCUCGUCACAAGCUCUAGCUGACCUCAUUGCAGGAUCGAAGAAGGCGACUUCUACGAGGCUCACCAACAACUCCGAACGAUUGCGAACCGAUAUGUCAAAUCCAGCGACUGGGAUGCGACCAUUGAGCUCCUCUCAUCCGGCGCGCUGAUGCUGCUGAAGGCAGGCCAGGGUGGCUCCGGCGCAGACUUAUGCCAGUACCUGAUGGAAGUCUAUCAAAAGGCGGAACUGAAACCAGAUGUCGCGAACAAGGCGCGCAUAUUGGGGCUGCUGAGAGCUUUCCCGCCGAAUGAGCCGGGCAAGAAGAAGUUUGUGGGAGGGAUUGUUGAGUACGUCGAGGAAUGAUGCGGGAUAUGGACACUUGACUGACUGGACACCAGGUGGUCUAGCAAACACGGCGAAUUCCCCGCUGGAGACCCGGAAUUACACCAUGUGAUAGGCAGCUCAUACGCGGAGGAAGGGGAUGUCUACGACGCGGAACGCCAUCUCACACUCGGAACGAGCGACUCGGCGGCUGUCUUCAGCGACAUGGAAUACGAAUGGUAUGCCUCGGACGAGCCUUCAACAGCCUCGCACUACGCCGCCCGCGCCGUCCUUCCGUAUCUCCUCAUCGGCAAUACUCGAGCAGCUAACAAGGCUCUCCUCCUCUUCACCAGCAAACUCUCCACCUCACAUCCCGGACUCGGCGUGCAGAGCAUUUCUUCGCCCAGCAGCGACAUCCGGAUCUACCCUUCCCUCCCACUCCUAAACUUCCUCGGCCUCCUCCUCUUGGCGAUCCAAAGGGGCAGCUCAGACCUUUUCAAACAACUGAAAGCACAUUAUGCAGCUCAUCUCAAGGAAGUAGAGCAAUGGGACGAGCCUCUCUUGCAGAUUGGAGAGAUGUAUUUCGGGAUCAAGAUUCCGUCGCAGAGCAAUCCGAUGUUUGAUAUGAUGAGUAGCAUGCUGAUGGGGGGGAACAAUCCUUUUGCGCAGAAGAAGAGAGAGCCGCAGAAGGUGCAGGCUGCGAACAGUGGGCCUUCUGCGCCGUCGACACCUGCACCUGCGCCGGCUGUGGAUUGA
Messenger RNA from Lecanosticta acicola, 1116 nucleotides. The record is from the annotation of a GenBank genome assembly. NCBI's taxonomy places the organism in Eukaryota, Fungi, Ascomycota, Dothideomycetes, Mycosphaerellales, Mycosphaerellaceae.